AUGCCCCUCAACGUCCUUGGACUCCUGCGCCGGCCCCUGUCCCGCACCCCGUCCAAUGCCUCAAUCGACUCUGCGUUCUCCUCCACCUCCUCCUCCUCAACGCACACCUGCAACUGUCCCUCCUGCCCCUCUUCCGUGUUUCCGUCGUCCUCUUCUUCCAUGCCCUCGAUGGCUUCUCACUCCUCCGGCCUGACGCACGCCACGCACGCCUCGACAGCUACCUCCUCAACCGUCGACUCUACCCUCUCCACGGACUCCAACGGCUCCAGUGGCAGCGGCAAAUCGCGCAGCUCGGCCCGCUCCGCCGCCUCCUCGGCCAAGCGGAAACUGAGGAUGCUGUACCGCUCCAAAUUCCCGAACGUUUAUUACACGGACAAGGCUAUCGUGUAUGUCAAGCCGAAGAGGAGGACAAGUAAGCGGAGUAUUGGCCACCCGAGGCCGCUCGUGAAGAAGGGUCGCUCAACGGUGGUGCGCUAUCGUACUCCCACGACGGAGGAGAGGAGGGAGGAGGAAUAG
Trichosporon asahii var. asahii CBS 2479 is the source of this 516-nucleotide messenger RNA. RefSeq lists its product as uncharacterized. The transcript is spliced from 2 exons. Lineage: Eukaryota; Fungi; Basidiomycota; Tremellomycetes; Trichosporonales; Trichosporonaceae. The record is from RefSeq and is a predicted model, not a curated record. The coding region runs from base 1 to 516 and encodes 171 amino acids.